CUAAAGCAUAGAGAAAACCAAGGAGGAGGAAGAGAGGAGUUGAAGGUAAAGCAGAGAGAGAUUGGUGGUGGUAGGAAAAUAGAAGUACAACCUGUCCUAAACUUGGACUUGGUGAUUGAGGAACUAAAAAGAACAAACAACUCUUGGUUUGGAUAUUGUGGACACUAACAACUUGUUAGUCUUGCUCUUGUCUGAGACCUGUGAGGACUGAUUCAGAUCUGGUUCUGGUGUGGAAAUGGACCUUCUUCUGAUAAGUUUUGGAAUACUGCUCUGCUGCAACCUCUCUGCACAAAAUCUGGACCCUUCUGGAAAAAAUGUUUGCCAGGAUCUCAGAGACCCUUCCACCCUUGUAUGUUGUAAUGGGUGGAGACAAGAAGGAGAGGAGUGCACAAUACCUAUCUGUGAGGGCGAGCGAACCUGUCAAAAAGAUGAGAUCUGUGUGUACCCGGGAGUGUGUCGCUGUCCGCCAGGCUUCUACGGGGCCAACUGCAAGACACGCUGCCCACCAGAAUUCUGGGCACCAGACUGUCGCAAGGUAUGCCAAUGCCACCCACAUGGGCACUGCGACGCCGUCACUGGUGAGUGCACAUGCCUCCCCAACCGGUGGGGCCCAUUGUGCCAGUACGCUUGCAAGUGUACUCGCCACGGACAGUGUAACCCAGUCUAUGGCAACUGCACCUGUGAUGAGGGCUGGUGGACACCCACAUGUGCCAAGACGUGUCAGUGUUCGCAGAAUGCCCUGGGUGCCACCUGUGACCAGCUGACAGGCGGGUGCCAGUGUGCCCCUCGGUACUGGGGACAAAAAUGCGCCCUGCGCUGCAAUUGCUACCUUUCGCCAUGUCAACAGAGGAUGGGCACCUGUGAGUGUGAGUCUGGCUGGUGGGGGCCAGCAUGUGACCGGCACUGCAACUGCGAUAUGGAACACAGCAACUGUGACCCUAACAGCGGGGACUGUGUGUGCCUGCCUGGGUAUAAGGGCGAGUACUGUAACAUGCCCUGUGAUGCUGGGGAGUAUGGUAGCAGGUGUAAACUCAGUUGUGGUCAUUGUAAAGGUGGCCAGCCGUGCUCUGUUGUGGAUGGGACGUGUGUUGCCUGUGAGUCGGGAUGGAAUGGCACACGGUGCAACAUCAAGUGCCCGUACGGUCACUAUGGUGACCAGUGUCAGGAGAAGUGCCCUCACUGUAGGAACAGUGAACCAUGUGACCCCACAACAGGGAAGUGUUGGCGUUGCGACCCAGGUUGGACUGGACCUAACUGUGACCAGCCCUGUACUGACAGGACGUUUGGGGAUGCCUGCCGCUCCCUGUGCAGCCCCUGUUUCCAUGGCCAUUGUGAUCAUGUGACAGGAAGAUGUGUCUGUAAGCCUGGCUUCCAGGGAGAGAGCUGUAACAGCACAUGUCCUGAUCACCGGUAUGGCCUCAACUGCUCUUCAGAAUGUGACUGUGGAGAGGAUGUCACCUGCACCCCAGCCACAGGCACCUGUCCACACAGUGGCCGUGGGGCUCUUGUUGCUGGCCUGCUGGUCCCCCUGCUGCUGGUGAUGCUAGCCCUGGUCUUCUGUUGUUGCUGCUGUGGUGGAGGGCCCGCAGAUCGCAAAGAGAGGGUAAACGUAGCUGAUGGAGUUACUUCUUCUUCUCGUAUGAAACACCAUGUGUACAACGUCCUGGCCAAUGUGAGCUCAGCCGUGCCCUGUAUGUCUGUCUGGUCUUCAGGCCUGCCCAGAGUGACAGUUUCUCACCAUGAUCCGGAGAUGAACUUCAACCACAGCUUUAUUGAGCCUCCGUCCUCGGGCUGGGUCACAGAGGGCUCGUCCUUCGAUAGCGACGAGGAAGAAGGGGAGGCUCUGUACUGUGUCCCACCCAGGGAAGACAUCCCAUCGAUGGUGGGAGGUGAGUUCCAGGAGAUGAGCUCCAAGUGCAACAUGUUCCUUGAUCCAUCUGGCUUUAGCAGUGAAGACAUGUCCCUGCCCUUUGCCAUCCCUCGCACCUCCAGCAUUGCCAAGUCAAAGAGGCCCUCAGUCUCUUUCGCAGAGGGCACACGCUUCAGCCCCAAGGAGCGUCGUAGUUCCACCCAGGACCUGGCAUGCCCCGGGGCCCCCCGCACCAAGCCCAAGACGGCCUGGGGCGUCCUGGUGCUCUCUGCUCUCCAAGCGCAGGGAGGAGGAGGGAAACCAGGGGAAGACAGCUUAGCUGAUGGGGGGCAGAUGGGUGAGGACAAAAGUGGCAUGUUGGACAACCAAGGCUCCAACAGCGAUGGAGGGGAAGACUCUGACACAGAAAGGUACAGCUCCACCCCUUCUUGCUCCACCCUUCAAGUCCCUGGGGCGGUCGGGCGAAGACGCACCAUGUCGAAUGCUGCUGCCUGUAAGGCUCAAACACCAACGCCAGCAUCUGAUGCUCACGAGGCAGACACAGGCGCAGAUAAGAUCACCACUGUGUAUGUGACUGUGGGUAAGACUGGCAGGCCCACAUCUAAAGUGGAACCCACCUCUGAAGGUCCCGUUCAGGCCAUGCUACGACGGCUAGGCAGCCUCCAGAGACAGAAAGACCAGGAGGCUGGGAGGCCCAAGACAAAAGCGGUGGAGAGCAUCACCAAGCCUCCCAGGAGGAAACUGGGCACCCGGGCUAGCGUUUGGGAGCAGGGGACCCCAGUGGUAGCAGAGGUGACCAUGAGAAAGCCCAGUAGGAGAAAGCUGACACAACCCAGCUCCUCUGGAACAAUAGGCUCAACUGACAAUCCGCCACCUGAUGGCGCCACUCCCAAAAGGCCGCUUUCCUCCAUUUUAAAGCGUGUGCUGGUUGCAAGAGGUGAAGAGGUCAAGCUGGAGGGCGCUGAUGCUGGGACGGAACAGAGUGAGAGUGGGUACCUGACGGUGGGACCUGUUACGGACGCUGUUAGUUUUAGUGAGGUCAUUGCUAACCAAGGCCUGGUGGUCAAUGUGGAAAAUGAGCCCAGUUAUGAGAAUGUUCUGAUAAACAAUUCAUAACGACUUUACAGCCUCUACGGUAUUUUGGUCAGAAACUGUUUUAAAGACUUGAAAAACAAAAGAAAAGGCUGAUCAUUUGUGUCUU
Hypomesus transpacificus is the source of this 3071-nucleotide messenger RNA. RefSeq names its product scavenger receptor class F, member 1 (gene scarf1). Lineage: Eukaryota; Metazoa; Chordata; Actinopteri; Osmeriformes; Osmeridae. Bases 236 to 2986 code for a protein of 916 amino acids. The transcript is spliced from 11 exons. Gene Ontology annotation, molecular function: scavenger receptor activity. The record is from RefSeq and is a predicted model, not a curated record.